AUGGCCGAUAAUUCUGACCGCGCUGCGACAUCAGAAGUGGGAUCUGAAUCAGGAUCUGGAUCAGGAUCUGGAUCUGGAUCUGGUGGAAGUGAAGUGAAGUGGGAGUCGCUAUUGGAACAACAAAAUAGGAACUUUUUGGCUCUUCUACAAGCUCUGCGGCCACCGUCGAAUCAGGUCAGUGUAGAAUUGCCAGAGUUUGAUCCGGAUACAGAGAACGCUGAUGCACAAGCUUGGAUCUCGACGGCAGAUAUGUGCAUUUCGGACAAAUCAAUGAGUGGUGCUCCCUUGAUAAUUUUGCUUAGUAAAGCUUUAAGGGGUCAAGCAUCCUCUUGGCUAUCAAAAGUGACAUACCCGGAGAUGACGUGGUCGGAAUUUAAAGACAUUUUUGCGUCAAGAUAUCAUUGUCCCGAAACAACAGCGACUGUUUUUCUAAAUUUCCAAAACAGUAAGCCAAAGGAUGAUGAAUGUCUUGCAUCGUAUGCAGCUCGCCAAAUGACGUCGCUAAUGACUAGGUGUUCGAAUCUGACAAGAGAAGAAAUUCUAGCGAGUGCAGUUCUUGCACAUAUCGCAUCAUUCGAACCCAGGACUCGUCGACUUGCGAUUACCUCCGACAUCGACACAAGAGCUAAACUGCUAAAAGAACUGACCGUUUUUUCUUAUAUGAAAAGGAAAUCAACGACGAACGACCUCGACCACAACCCCAAUAAAAAGCCUAAAUUACCAAUGGCUUCAACAAUAUGUUGCAAUUGUGGGAAAUUGGGUCAUAAAUCGGACAAGUGUCGGAGCUCAAGAAAUAAUGAGAACCAGAUGUCGAGACCCAGUACCUCGAGGGGACACCCAUCAUUCAAUGGACCAAAUUCGACGAAGCCAUCGAUUGCCUGUUUCAAGUGUGGACGACAAGGACACUUUGCGUCACGUUGUACUGUACCCAACCACUUAGGCGCCAGUCCGCAAUCGAAGGGAUCAACCGAGGACCAUCCAUCGAGGAAAUCCAGAGCAACACAUAGAUGCAACACAACAAGAAGAAUCUACGAGAAUCCAACUGAGUUAAGUCCAUCGUGGAGAAACCAGACUGAUCAUCUAAAUUCAGAAGAAAAAAAAGAAAUCAUCAAACACUGCACAAAAUAUAAAGACGUCUUCUUUAAACCAGAUGAUAGUCUAACCUUCAGUAAUCAAAUUACACACAGGAUUCGUACUACAGACGAAAUACCUGUUUUUACUAAAACAUACAGAUACCCCUUCGUACAUCGCGAGGAGGUAAAGAAUCAAAUUAACAAUAUGUUAGAACAGGGCAUAAUCCGUCCUAGCCACUCUCCUUGGUCCGCCCCUAUUUGGGUAGUACCUAAAAAAUCAGACGCUUCCGGAAAGAAAAAAUGGCGAAUAGUUGUGGAUUAUCGCAAAUUAAAUGAAAAAACAAUAGAUGAUAAAUAUCCAAUACCAAACAUAAAUGAUGUCCUGGACAAACUAGGACGUUGCAAUUAUUUCUCCACUCUAGAUUUAGCCAGCGGUUUCCAUCAAAUCGAAAUGCACCCCGACGAUAUACAAAAAACGGCUUUUAAUACCGAAAACGGCCAUUACGAAUACGUCCGCAUGCUUUUCGGUCUAAAGAACGCCCCGGCGACUUUCCAAAGAGUUGUAACAGAGCUAGAAAACCGUUAA
This is a messenger RNA of Aethina tumida (small hive beetle), 1659 nucleotides long. RefSeq lists its product as uncharacterized. The record is from RefSeq and is a predicted model, not a curated record. The coding region runs from base 1 to 1659 and encodes 552 amino acids. The transcript has 3 exons. Gene Ontology annotation, molecular function: nucleic acid binding; zinc ion binding. NCBI's taxonomy places the organism in Eukaryota, Metazoa, Arthropoda, Insecta, Coleoptera, Nitidulidae.